Messenger RNA from Strongyloides ratti, 1611 nucleotides. RefSeq names its product Pyruvate kinase. The transcript is spliced from 2 exons. Gene Ontology annotation, cellular component: cytoplasm. Gene Ontology annotation, biological process: glycolytic process. The record is from RefSeq and is a predicted model, not a curated record. Gene Ontology annotation, molecular function: potassium ion binding; magnesium ion binding; pyruvate kinase activity. NCBI's taxonomy places the organism in Eukaryota, Metazoa, Nematoda, Chromadorea, Rhabditida, Strongyloididae. The coding region runs from base 1 to 1611 and encodes 536 amino acids.
AUGGUAUCUGUUGAAGCUACUGCUGCUUUUUUGAAGGAACUAGAAACAGUUAGUUACUAUGCAAAAGAUGAGAAACAAGCCGUACUUUCAAAAGGUACUUUCCUUGAACAUCUUUCAUCUCUCGAUAUCACUGAACCACCCCAUGCUGUUAGGAAAACGGCAAUAAUUUGUACAAUUGGACCUAAGUGUAACAAUGUUGAAACAUUAGCACUUAUGAUCAAGAAUGGUAUGAAUGUUGCUAGGUUAAAUUUUAGUCAUGGUGAUCAUGAAUAUCAUGCUAUGACAAUUAAAAAUGUUCGUGAGGCUGCUAGACUUGUUAAACAUGAAAGCAUUGUUGCUAUAGCAUUAGAUACAAAAGGUCCAGAGAUAAGAACGGGUAUGAUUAUGAAUAGUUCAACAGCUGAAGUUGAAUUAAUCAAAGGGCAUUCAAUUCGUUUAACAACAAAUCCAAGUUUUGAAAAAUCAGGGAAUGCUGUUAAUUUAUAUGUUGACUAUGAAAAUAUUACAAGAGUAUUGUCACCAGGAAAAAUUAUUUAUAUUGAUGAUGGACUUAUAUCUUUAAUUGUUGAUGAAGUAGGUGAUGACUACGUUAUUUGUACAAUAGAAAACGGUGGAAUGUUAGGAAGUAAAAAAGGUGUUAAUCUCCCUGGAACUUCUGUUGAUCUUCCUGCCGUUUCUGAGAAGGAUAUUGCUGAUUUAUUAUUUGGAGUAGAACAAGGAGUUGAUAUAAUAUUUGCUUCAUUCAUAAGAAAUGGAUCAGCUGUAUCCAAAAUUCGUGAGAUUCUUGGUGAAAAAGGAAAAAAUAUCAAAAUAAUAUCUAAAAUUGAAAAUCAAGAAGGUGUUUUGAAUGCUGAUGAAAUAAUAAAAGCAAGUGACGGUAUUAUGGUAGCUCGUGGUGAUCUUGGAAUUGAAAUUCCAGCAGAAAAAGUAUUUCUUGCUCAAAAACUUUUAAUUGCUAAAUGUAAUGAGGCUGGAAAACCUGUAAUUUGUGCUACUCAAAUGUUAGAAUCUAUGAUUUCAAAACCAAGACCUACAAGAGCAGAGACAUCUGAUGUUGCAAAUGCUGUUUUAGAUGGUGCAGAUUGUGUUAUGCUUUCUGGAGAAACAGCCAAAGGAUCAUAUCCAAUAGAAACCAUAAAAAUUAUGCAUUACAUUUGUAAAGAAGCUGAAGCUGCCGUAUAUCAUUCAAAGUUUUUUGAAGAAAUACUUAAACGUGUUCAAAAACCAACAAGUCAUGUUGAGACAAUAGGAAUAGCUGCUGUUUCAGCUUCAAAAUCUUGUCAGGCUUCUGCAAUUGUUUUAUGUACAACAACAGGAAAUACCGCUGCUAUGAUUUCUAAAUUCAAGCCUUCAGUUCCAAUUAUUGCUAUCACGAAAAAUCCACAAACCGCAAGACAACUUUGGCUUUACCGUGGAGUAUUUCCCAUUUAUUAUUCUGGAGUUGAAAAACAUACAGAUUGGACAAAAGAUGUCGACAUGAGAAUACGCGAAGGAAUAAAUUUUGGCAAAGAAAAAGGUUUCAUAGAAAAUGGAGACAAUAUUAUUGUCAUUACUGGAUGGACUUCUGGUGCUGGAAAAACUAAUACACUUCGUUUAAUUAUUGCCGAUUAA